Molecule: messenger RNA, 1089 nt
Organism: Desarmillaria tabescens
Lineage: Eukaryota; Fungi; Basidiomycota; Agaricomycetes; Agaricales; Physalacriaceae
Product: manganese dependent peroxidase 1
Exons: 14
Coding region: 1-1089 (362 amino acids)
Biological process (GO): hydrogen peroxide catabolic process; response to reactive oxygen species; cellular response to oxidative stress
Molecular function (GO): peroxidase activity; heme binding
Source: RefSeq, a predicted model, not a curated record
AUGUUUCUUGCUACAGGUUUCUUGGUUCUCUCCCUUCUCCUCGCAGUGCAGGCGGCUACUACGAGUCGUCCCCAGGGCUUCACUUGUGCUACUGGGCAGACCGUAUCAAACAAGGCUUGUUGCGCCUUGUUUCCUGUCAUGGAUGAUAUCCAACAGAACCUCUUCGAUGGAGGUGAAUGCGGUGAAGAGGUUCACGAGUCUUUACGUCUCACCUUCCACGAUGCUAUUGGAUUUUCUCGUUCUAUGCAUGUCCUAGGAGGCGCUGAUGGAUCUAUCGUUACCUUUUCCGAUAUCGAACUUGCGUUCCACGCUAAUGCCGGAAUAGAUGAGAUUGUGAAUGCUCAGCGUCCCUUCAUUGAAGCUCACAACGCGACUUUGAGUACCGGAGAUUUUAUCCAAUUCGCCGGUGCCGUUGGAGUUUCGAACUGUCCGGGCGCUCCUCGUCUCAACUUCUUCUUGGGCCGUCCGGAAGCGAAAGAGGCUUCGCCGGACUUGUUGGUCCCCGAGCCCUUUGACUCUACGGACAAGAUCUUGGCCAGGUUUAGCGACGCGAGUUUCAAUUCAAAUGAGGUCGUUGCACUCCUUGCUUCGCAUACCAUUGCCGCUGCGGAUCUUGUGGAUCCGACUAUUCCGAGGACCCCAUUUGACUCGACACCGGGCAUAUACGACAGCCAAUUUUUCAUUGAAGUCCAACUGCACGGUACACUAUUCCCAGGAACCAGCGGAAACCAAGGAGAGGUAGAAUCGGCCAUUGAGGGUGAAAUACGUUUGCAAUCCGAUGCUGAGAUAGCUAGAGACGGCAGGACUGCGUGCGAGUGGCAAUCACUGAUGACUGAUCACGCCAAGUUACAGCGAGUUUUCAAGGACGCGAUGCUCAAGUUAUCCAUCCUGGGCCACAACGAGGGGGACCUUAUCGAUUGCUCUGAUGUUAUUCCGGUUCCACCUGUUUUGCCGAGCAAUGCGGGCCCCCAUUUUCCACCUAACAUUACGAGGAAGGACGUAGAUGUUGCAUGCGCCUUUUCGCCUUUCCCGGCUCUCACUGCGUUACCGGGACCAGCCACUUCCGUUUCACCCGUGCCUCCUUCGUGA